Molecule: messenger RNA, 4686 nt
Organism: Penicillium brasilianum
Lineage: Eukaryota; Fungi; Ascomycota; Eurotiomycetes; Eurotiales; Aspergillaceae
Source: the annotation of a GenBank genome assembly
GAAUACGACUGUUAGUGGAUGGAAGGUGAGUCAGAUUGAAUCACGGCCCACAUCCAACCCCGCGGUGAGAUCACUGCAGUCCACAAAUUCUGGGAAAAGGCUUGGCACCGCCCGGCCAUCAACCUCGAUUUGUAUUUGCUACUUAAGAACUAUAACUACAACAGCAUCAGCAGAUAGCAAACGAUACAAAAGGAUACAAUCUUGUUUUCGAUUCAAAGAAAUCACCCGUUUCUUCUACUCACCUUCCCUCCUGGGAGCCGAUCUGGUCCUGUCGAUCCCCGGGGCAGGUCACCCGAUCUCUGCGUUGGCAUCUCAGACGUCAGUUCGACAAAGUCGCACUCCCCAACAGUCUAAUUAGGCCUACUCCCGCGACGGGCCCCGAUCCCUUCCUACUACACCAUGGAGAACGGGUCAAAUGACAGCCCAGCGGGUCUAGAACCCCAAGUUCAACGCACAGAGAACCAGCCGCCUAUCGAUGGUGAUGCGCUGGCAGGGCCGGCACGAGCGCGUGGCGCUGGAUCCUCGCAGGAGGCGAAUGCGCCGCGCCAAUCAGCCCCUAAGAAACGGGCUAAAUGUCGCUAUUUUGCUUCCAAGAAGGGUUGCCGUGCUGGCGCGGAAUGUCCAUACAUCCAUGAUGCUGCUGCCGUUGAGCAGAGAAAGGCCAUAUCCAGCCAGUCAUCUGGACCUGAAUCGUCGACUAAUGAUGCCCAGGCCUUAGAUGCCGGCAUGGCUAGUGCGGUUCAGGGCAUGAAGAUUGCUGAAAGCGUGUCUAAGCAAGCCGUGACAACGCCUCAAGUGGCCCAGACCCCAAGACCGGUCUCAAAGAUAGAGAAGAAUGACCCGAAAGAGUUCCAGCUCAAUCAAUUGAGGCGACGGUUCCGUCCACAAGAGGAGAGCGACGAGAACGGAUCGACUCUAUCGUUUGGGCUGGCCCCUUCAGACCCCGAUUUUCCUUUCGAAUUGGACGCCUUGCAAUGCGUUCUUCAUGUGCCAAAUACAUACCCUGGCAAGGGACGGCCUAGACUCACUGUGACCAAUCCUGAAAUGGAGGCUGCCUUUCAAGCCAAUGUGUCUAGGGGUUUCGAUGAUAUUGUCGAUUACGCGAUUCGGACUAACGCCCGUGGAACUUUGCUCAAUUGGGUGAACACUCUUGAUAGGCAGCUCGAACGGCUUCUGACUACUCUAGAAAGGGGUCCUAAGCUUACAUUUGUGGCUAAUCUUGGUAGUGGUGCUGCGAGUCCAGUACCGGCGCAACAGCAGCGGCCCACCUCAGUUGCGACUGUGCAGCCUCGGGCGACUCCUACGGCGUCGGCUUCUACUACAUCAUCUGCAGUAAGCAAGCCGCCUGUUCUUGCUCCAAGCUACACGUACGAACAAAAGACCCAAGCCGAGAAACGGAGGUCAAUGGAGACGAAACAACUUGAGGCCCGACUUGGAAGACUCCCGUUGUUCCAGAAGCGGUCAGAAACCACUUUCAGUAUUCCGAUCCAACCCGCUAAGCAGGAACGUCUACCGAAGUCGCUUCAAAAUGUGAAAACAGUGAAGCUCAUCGUGCCUCCCCUGUAUCCAUUGGAGCAUAGCUCUAUUGAGAUGCAUGGCGUGGACAGCCCCGAAGCAAGAUCCGUAGAAGCCGGAUUUGCGCAAUGGUUUGAUAAAAACUCCCAGAUGAACUUGGUAUCACAAAUCAAUUUUCUGGCAAGCAACAUGCAUAACUUUGCCAAGACACCUUUGCCUGAGGUUGCAGAGCAAGCUCAGCAUGAACUCAUCCAAGAAGAGGAAGAUACCUCUGCGCAGCAAUCUGAAGAUGGUGUCCCCCUCGAAGCUACCGGAGAUAAACCUCAUUUGCAUGUUAUCCCCCGUCCACCCGAGUGGUCUACCCCCGGGCAACAAAGCGGCAGCGACAUGACAGAUGAAUCCAGCUACGAAGAAGACUCGGAAGAGGACGAGGAGGCUCAAGACUCUGAAGAAGGUGGUGCUCCUGUCCCCGCGGUUCUGGAUACACCAGGUCGAGGCGUUGCACUUUCAUUCCCGUUCCUGGAGCUGUAUGGCAUCGAGUUGCUGGAGAUAGCGCACCUCGCCAUCACUAUCAAGUGUGACCGCUGCAAGGAAUCAAUGGAUAUCAAGAAUGUACAGCAACUUGCAGAUCCCAAGGAUAUGCCGAAGGUCGAGUCGUGCAAGAAAUGCGUCAACUCGAUGAGCAUUGGAUUUAGGAAACAGCUGAUGCAUUCGCACGCGAACCGGGCCGGGUACCUUGACUUGGAUGGCUGUACCGUCAUGGAUCUUCUUCCAAGCAAUUUUAUCCCGACUUGCUCCGAGUGCUCAACCACCUACCAUGCUCCGGGUGUAUCAGCCGUCCGCGGUGAGAGCGCUAUGGCAAUCUGCCGGCACUGCCAUCGUAAGAUGGUUUUCAAAAUGCCCGAGGUCAAGUUCCUGGUCGUCGGUACAGCGGCGAUGUCCUCCCGUGCUGCGCUCCCAUUGAAGAAGAGGCCAAAGGAGGUCCUUGGUAUUGUUGCAGGACAGGAGCUUCCCCGGCGCGGUCGAUGCCAGCAUUACGGGAAGAGUUAUCGUUGGUUCAGGUUUAGUUGUUGCGCAAAGGUGUUCCCUUGUGAUAAAUGCCAUGAUGCGGAGACGGAUCAUCCUAACGAACACGCCAACCGUAUGAUCUGCGGCUUCUGCUCCCGCGAGCAAAUCUACAGACCAGAGAAUUGCGGAAUCUGCAGAGCCGUUCUCAUCGGCAAAGCUGGUAGUGGAUUCUGGGAAGGAGGCAAGGGAACGAGGAACCGGGCUCUUAUGAGUCGUAAAGAUCCCCGCAAGUAUAAACGGCGUGGGGGAACUGUGCCUGGUGGAUCUAGCUCGAAGAAGAAGUAGAGCUUUGGAGCAAUUUUUACAGGGUCAUUGGGAUAUAGAUUAUUGCAUAAUGCAUGACCCAAGAACAAUUUCGGGGCUGCUCCAUUUGUACUCUUCUGGAACAUUGGCCAGUGAAUUGACGCUGCGGGUAUCUUGCUAUUUGGUUAUGUACACGAGACAUAUUUAGGAAGGAAGAUUCCAGAUAAAAUCCAGCCCACCACCUUCAUAAAUCGGAAAUUGACCAUUAUUACUCAUUCCGAAAGGUGCCAUUGAAGGAUCAAAUGGCAAUGAAAGCCAGUCAUCCGCCAUAUCAUUCAGAGAUGGUAUGUAUCCCAAAUCAGACGUCAAAUCUUGUGACAAGGGGGUGUUGGCUGUAUUGGAGCGGUCGGUAUUUUCUGGCCAGGGAGGAGGGCCCAUAGAUGAUCGACUAGUAGCAGUUCGACUAUUGUUAAAAUUGUUGUUGACAUUGUUUUUAAUAGCCUUGGAGGAAGCUAGGAGGUUUUGUCGGAGGCGUGAGACAUGCAUGUCUAGGAGUGUGGCGUAGCGAGUGCUUAGAUGGACGUCGUCGAGUGCAUUAGAUUUGAGAGCACUGAUGCUCCUCUCGAGGACUUCUAAUGACUCUCGGAGUGUUGCUUGCCGGGUACCCAGGCUGAGUGCUUUCAUUAAGAAAAUCGAAGCGCUGGUAAUGCGAAGGACGAUGCGGACUGGCGAGAAUCGUAGGGCGCCCACCUCUGCGAGGUGUGUGACCUUUUGGAGUAUUUGGCAACAGCCAUCAAUCACUUCUUGGAUAUACUCAUAGUCGGUCGGGUCGAUGGUCAUCGGUCGGACGUCAUCGAGGUUGUUGAGAUCGGCGUCUGCUACUGCACGCUCCACAACGGCUUGCAUGCCGACUGAAUGGGUGUACACGCGGACGAAAUGGUACUCAAUGAAGAGAUCAUUGUAGAAUGCCGUGUCGAGAUUAUGCGGCUGGAGAUAUUUGUCCUUCCAUUGAUUGAGCAGGGGCCGGAAAUGCUCUAACAGUCCGACAUAACGACCACUAUGAAGUUGCUGACGAGCAAACUUUGCAGAGGGGAAGAACAUGUCUGUGACGGAUUGCGCCAGCUUGGUGAGUUCGAUCCAAGAAUCCAUGAAUAUCAGCCAGGUGCUUCCAGGUUGACUUAGACCGCGAGGCUUACGCCCGCCUAGGACUGCAUGGUUGAGUGAUUGAGGAAUUGGGGACAUGCAGCCAAUCCGCCAAGCGAGUUGAUUGAUAUAGACAUAGAGAAGCCGUUGGACUCGCUGUCGUCGGAGUUUGAUUUGUUCUCUCCAUUGUUGGUCAUCACCAGGGUUGUCGAUCUCCUCCGUCUCAAAGAUACCUAAUUCAUGUGCUAGAGAGAGCGCGCAUCCAAGCAGCAUCCAGGACAUUUGAUCGGACCUCCUAGAUGGCUCGAUCAUAUCCUCAACCCAUCGGUUUGCUGAGGUAUCUUGAGACUCGGAAUGAUUUGCAAGUUUAGGAUCUACAGAGAUCAGAUCAUCAUCCCAGCCAUCCGUUUCAGGAGGAAAGUGUAGAGAGCGAGGAUGCCAUUCAGCCAUGAGCAAGAGGGCUUCUACCGUGCCAAGACUCCUGAUCUUAGAUUUUGUAGACUUUUCUUGCCCGAAAAUGAGCCGCAUUGUCAGUUGCUGGCAGUGUUGCCAGAGUCGAUGAUGAAUGAAGAAGUUCCUUGACUCUCCACCUGCGCCUGGAAGAACGUGAUAACGUGAAGAAAUCAUAAGGAUCGUUGAACACAAUACAGGUUCGCGGGUGAUCAUCGUAAGGUGAUUCUGGUGAUUGGCAUAAAAGUCUGUUAAUAUGGGUGAUAG